Molecule: messenger RNA, 624 nt
Organism: Myotis brandtii (Brandt's bat)
Lineage: Eukaryota; Metazoa; Chordata; Mammalia; Chiroptera; Vespertilionidae
Product: tectonin-1-like
Exons: 1
Coding region: 1-624 (207 amino acids)
Source: RefSeq, a predicted model, not a curated record
AUGCUGGGUGGUAACCAUGCUGAGGAGGAAGCCAUGUGGGGUGGUAACUAUGCUGGGGAGGUAACCAUGUGGGAUGGUAACCAUGCUGGGGAGGUAACCAUGCUGGGUGGUAACCAUGCUGAGGAGGAAGCCAUGUGGGGUGGUAACUAUGCUGGGGAGGUAACCAUGUGGGAUGGUAACCAUGCUGGGGAGGUAACCAUGCUGGGUGGUAACCAUGCUGAGGAGGAAGCCAUGUGGGGUGGUAACUAUGCUGGGGAGGUAACCAUGUGGGAUGGUAACCAUGCUGGGGAGGUAACCAUGCUGGGUGGUAACCAUGCUGAGGAGGAAGCCAUGUGGGGUGGUAACUAUGCUGGGGAGGUAACCAUGUGGGAUGGUAACCAUGCUGGGGAGGUAACCAUGCUGGGUGGUAACCAUGCUGAGGAGGAAGCCAUGUGGGGUGGUAACUAUGCUGGGGAGGUAACCAUGUGGGAUGGUAACCAUGCUGGGGAGGUAACCAUGCUGGGUGGUAACCAUGCUGAGGAGGAAGCCAUGUGGGGUGGUAACUAUGCUGGGGAGGUAACCAUGUGGGAUGGUAACCAUGCUGGGGAGGUAACCAUGCUGGGUGGUAACCAUGUGGGGGGGUAA